CAGAAUUAACCCAAUAUCCAAAAAACCAGUAUUUUCUGGUCAACUUAAUCAUACUAGACCUAUUACUCUACUUGAAUAUGCUCGCAAAAUAUUUACAAAAAUCAUUAUCUAUCGGCUGAACCAAAUUAUGGGCCGCUACCCAAUACUUAACCCACAAAACUUUGUUGCACUCCCAUAUUCAUUGACUACUCAACCAAUCUAUAUACUCACUAAUAUCCUACAAGAAGCUCAAACACAAAACAAAGAGUUGUGGCUUCUUUUACAGGAUAUGA
Molecule: messenger RNA, 272 nt
Organism: Racocetra persica
Lineage: Eukaryota; Fungi; Glomeromycota; Glomeromycetes; Diversisporales; Gigasporaceae
Source: the annotation of a GenBank genome assembly